AUGUUUGACCUCCCGGCCAAGGAGCUCACCUCCCAUGAUAGUCUCCUGAAUCCCACCUUCGGCUGGGGCCGCCUGAUGCUCUCCGAAACGAGCAUGCGCUCGAUACUGCGACAGGCCCACGUCUUCCCGCCCUUCAUGAAGUAUCUGACCGCGUUCGGCGAGAAGGACUUUGCCCGGGACGAGGGCUUUGCUGCAUACGACAUCAAGGAGCACCUCGACGGGCUUCCACAACGUCUGAGCCUAGAAACGUGCUUUUUGUGGAAGUACAUGCAGCGCGACGACGGAAACGCCCAGCACCCGUGGACCAUCCGCCAGGCCCUCGUCUACCAGAAUUUCUCGUGCAUGACGCAGACGAGCACGAAUAUCCUCAUCAGAGCGCCGUCCCAGGUCACGGACCGCCUGAAGCACAACUUCACCGCCUCCUCAGCAUCCCGGGAUGCCACCGUCGCGGAAUGGCUCGGGGUGCAAAAGGUCUUCAUGUCGUGCGGGACAGAGGACUGGCGACAGGCGCUCAACUAUUAUGACGAGCAAAUCACAAACAUGUUCGACGUCCUCGUCAUGUUCUCGAUCGAGACAGGAACCGACAACGACUCCAAGAAGGUCCAGCAAUGCGUGAGUGCUAUGAAGCAACUCACACACCUCGUCGACCAGCUCUCGCGAAUAUCGCACGUGCUGGGCCUGAACUCCAAGAUCAUACACUGCAUGAUGAACGCCGCACGCCGAUACGACGAGAGCGCAGAACGGUGCGCGGCCUUUCUCGCCUUCGCCGAAGCCGUGCAGCUCGAGUAUGCCUUUCUCCGACAGUUGGCCGAGUCGUUGUUGGCCCGCGGAAACAACUUGUCCCGCCAGCUACACGACAUCAUUGCUUUCCGAAAGUCCGAGCUCAACAACAGGAUCGCCAACGCGACCAGCGCGAGCACCGCGGCCGUAGUUGAACUGACAUCCAAGAGCUCCCACGAAGCUCGGAUCGUCAAGGUGCUCACAAUCGUGGCCCUGAUAUACGUGCCGGCCUCAUUCGCUGCGGACUUUCUGCAGAUGGGCUACGUCUCGGUGGACCAGGAUAGAAACUUCCACAUCGUGGCAAGUAUGGAUGUGUGGCUGUGGGUCAUCAUAGCCUUCCCCCUGAUCGUGCUCGCUCUCUCGGUCCUGCUUGUCUGCGAGGUGCUGGGGCGGAGGAGAGUCGCCCAGACGGCAAGCCCGAAAACACCCAUCUUCACGAACAUCGUCUAA
Fonsecaea erecta is the source of this 1230-nucleotide messenger RNA. RefSeq lists its product as hypothetical. The record is from RefSeq and is a predicted model, not a curated record. The transcript is spliced from 5 exons. Bases 1 to 1230 code for a protein of 409 amino acids. NCBI's taxonomy places the organism in Eukaryota, Fungi, Ascomycota, Eurotiomycetes, Chaetothyriales, Herpotrichiellaceae.